AUGGCUUCUCUCCAAGCCGACGUCUCACAACAUCCUCAGCCUCAACCUGCGUCCGACUCUCAACCCCAACCCCAACCCCAGGCCGAACCUCAACACCGCCAACAUGACCUCUCCUUAGCCGAGUCUGUCGCCAUCGCCACAAGAUCGGCGCACGCAAAGCUUAACAAACUUAUUAUCGCCCGGCUACCGCUUGCGUUGCCUCCUCUUGCUACUGAUUCAUCUGCUUAUAUCACUGGCCUGCUCCACGUUACACCCAUCUAUCUGGCUUUUGAGACGCUAUGGCGCGACAUACUCGAGUCGGGAUUGCCUGUAGAUUUGCCCGGGGAGGACGACGAGACCUGCGAGCUGGAAACUCCGCCAAACUCAGCAGAAACUGCAUUCCCAGCUUCCGAUCUUCACGAGCUGUCAAGUUGCAGCAGGAUGCAAUCGGUACUCCAACAAAUGUAUUUUCCGGGAUUAAUGCGUUCGGAUCGUCUCAAGGCCGACAUUGCCAAUUUGGCGGGGUGGUCCAACGAUACUGUUGAAGAGCAGUUACGGCUUGUCGAAGAAAAUGGUCGAUUGGGGGAAUUCAUACAGCACAUCAAAAGAACUGUCCAACAUAGGCCUCAUGUGCUGAUGGCUUAUUCCUACAUCUUGUUCAUGGCACUCUUUGCUGGUGGCCGUUUUAUCAGAGCUACACUCGAAUCAGCUGGAGACGACUUUUGGGACCGGCUACCUUCUCCAGUUCAGCCAAACCGUCUCCCCUGUGAAGAGAUAUCAAGACCAACUAAGCGUGCAAGUGGCUUGUCCGACGAAGAGGUCCCGAUAGACGACUUUCACUGCCAUGCGACUCACACGAUGCCUCUCCGAUUUUUCCACUUCCAGACUCCCGAGGACGGGGAAGAUUUGAAACGGGAAUUUAAGCGACGACUCGCUAGCAUGGAGGGGCAACUCACAUCACGCGAGAAGCAGGAUAUUAUUCAAGAGUCGAUUUGCAUUUUCGACAACAUGACACUUUUGGUUCAGCAGCUCGACAUGGUCUGUGAGGACCCAGCGCGCAAAGAAAGUGGCGGCAGUAUGACCUCGUCACUACUCGACUUGGUCGACCAACUGCACCCGUUUCGCUCUCGUCUCAGGGACAGUGUUUCUAUCGCAAGAGACAGAAUUCAGCGAUCUACAAAGCUUGCACCAACAAGCGGCACUAAAUUAGUCUGGAAGAUCUGGAACUACAGUGCAACCGCAUCGACAGUGGAGCCGGAGAGUGGGAUUAAGCUCCCGAUCGGCCAUCCUGGUCUCUCCAAGGAUGAUGCUGCAGCCAUUGAACUCUGUCCAGCCUUUUCCAAGUCUAUGAGAUUCGACAAGACCUUGCCGCGACCAAUGCGCCCGCCAGCCAGAACAAACACGGCCAAGCACGAGUUGAAAGACUGUCUUCAAGUUGCGUCCAAGAAGCUUGAUAGUAUGAGCCUCUUCAACUGGUUGAUAGUAUUGACCGUUGGUGUUAUCCUGCUGGGAGCAUUGUGCUCGGCUAGGCGUGGCCGCGAAGUAAUGAUUAUUGAAGCAUGA
This is a messenger RNA of Fusarium subglutinans, 1542 nucleotides long. RefSeq lists its product as uncharacterized. The transcript has a single exon. The record is from RefSeq and is a predicted model, not a curated record. Gene Ontology annotation, biological process: heme oxidation. Bases 1 to 1542 code for a protein of 513 amino acids. NCBI's taxonomy places the organism in Eukaryota, Fungi, Ascomycota, Sordariomycetes, Hypocreales, Nectriaceae. Gene Ontology annotation, molecular function: heme oxygenase (decyclizing) activity.